AAACAUUAAUGUUUAAAUAUUAAAAUUGAAGAUCUUAAAUUCAUAAGUUAUAAACUUAAAAGCUAGUUAAAAUAAGCAUCCAUCACAACAAUAGCACGGAAAUUAAGUUGUUUUAUUUCUGAACAUUUUUUUGGCAAUCAAACGGAGGAAAUCUGUGUUAAACUAAACAGGCAAUGGUUGUUAAAUUUAGUUCUUUAAAUUUAUAAUUUUUUUAACAUGUGAGUUGAUCCAUACUUUUUAAUUUGGUUUGGAAAUGGGGUAAGAUCAUGUUGGUUUAAAACAAUUGUUAACAUGUUAUGGUGGAAUAUAUUAUACCAAGGAUUAAACAAAUAGUUGUCAUUUAUUUCUUGCAAUGCAUUCACUGUUCAUGAAUAGUGACAUCAAAUUGAUAAGUUUGUAGCUACAUAGGAAAAAAGACUAAUAAGUAUUAUGCACAUAAGUAAUCAACCAAAACCUCAUUCCACAUCAACUAAUCAAUAGCUUGAACUGCAAAUAAAAAAUAAAAAAAAUUGAUUCGAAAACCUCUGUAACUAUUGUAAUUUUCAAUUUCUAACACAUUCUUUUGAUCAAUAUCAUUUGAAUCGGUGUAAUUUCAUCAAAUUCUAAUCCAUAUGAUCACUUGUGUGCCUAAAAACUGAUCGACUCUUGACAGCAGUACAAAAAAAAAGGAAAAUUUUGAAAUAGGUCCAAUUUUUAGUGACUUUUGAUUUUUGAAAUAGAUCCAAUUUUUAGUUACUUUGGACCCAUAUCAAAAAACCCCAAAAAAAAUACUUGUAAAAAUGAAGUUGUGUGCCUAAGGCAGAAGAACUUUACCUUAGGAAUUUUCGCAACUCAGCUCAACCAUUUUACCCACCCUAAAAAUACUUCAAAUCCGAUCCACCUGCUAAAACACACCCAAAAAAAAAAAAUAGCAAACUAAUGAACUUAAUUAUAUAUGCCAAAUUGGAUAAAUGAUGCAUGUGAUCAUAGGCUAUUCAAAAGAUAGUCCUUGUGCUAAAAAAAACUCGGAUUUAAACUCUUAUAAUAUACUCUGUUAACAAAUUUAGUCUAGAAAUUAUUUUUCCGUUAACUAUCUGUUAAAAAGGUGAUUUUUUAGGCUCUCUGUCCUAAAAUAGUAAAAGAGAGAAAACAACAGACUCGGAGAUGGAUAUGGGCAUGAGCUCAACCUUUUCUCUCUCCCUUAUUCUUUUUAUGUAAUGACCAAAGCUUUUCUUUUCUUCUUCUCCGAAGAAGAUGGCUCUGCAAGAAGAACCCCAAGAGCUCCAAAACCCUCCAAUGGCAUUCAAUCCUUUAUUAUUCUACGAAGAAGGAUUUGAGGAAGAUUUGGGAGACAAUGGUAGCGAGGAGGAGAGCAAGAACUGUGAUGGGUUUUCAAAAAAGCAAUCUUUCCCUUUGAUUUUCCUAGAAAGUGAUAUGUUCUGGGAAAAUGAUGAACUUUCCUCUCUAAUCUCCAAAGAGGAACAAACCCAUGUGUGUUUCAAUGGAGAAAUCUCAGAUGGGUCUUUGAUGGCGGCUCGGAAGGAGGUGGUUGAGUGGAUUCUAAGUGUAAAGGCACACUAUGGCUUCUCUUCUUUGACCGUCAUUCUGGCUGUGAACUACUUUGAUAGGUUCAUUGCCAGCCGGCUGUUUCAAAGGGACAAGCCGUGGAUAAGUCAGCUAGUCGUCGUCGCCUGCUUCUUUUUGGCCGCCAAAGUGGAAGAGACCCAUGUGCCCCUUCUCUUAAAUUUGCAAGCAUGUGUAAAUUUCCAUUUGUAAUUUGUGUUUGUGAAAUUGUUGUACUGUUGUGUUUAUUGGAUUUCUCAUGAUUGUGAUUAGGUGGAGGAAACAAAGUAUGUUUUCGGAAUGUAGCUUUUGGUGCUAUCAACUCUCGGGUGGCAGAUGAAUCUAGUGACCCCAAAUUCAUACUUUGAUAACGGAAAAAUCACUUUUGGACUAAAUUUGUUUUGGAUUAAAUUUGUUAACGGAGUAUAUCACAAGAGUUUAAAUCCGAGGUUUUUUAGCACAAGAAUUAUUUUCCGAAUACCUUAUGAUGACAAGGAUCAUUUAUCCGAUUUGGCCAAUUAUAUAUGAUCAUUUCACCACAUAUUUCAAAUUAAUUGGUGAAAAAAUUAAUUAAUUAAAAUGAGUUAAAAAAGAAACAGUAAAAACCAAAUAUAAUUGUGAUUGUCCAUUUUCUGGUCCCUGGGCUUUCCACUUGGAGUUCAAGAUGGCACGAAACCACUAAAAAAAAAAAAAAACUAUUCAAUUUCUGAGUCCAGAGAACAAAACCAAGUAAACACCGCCACCUGCAACAGAAAUAACACAGUAAAA
This is a messenger RNA of Pyrus x bretschneideri (Chinese white pear), 2310 nucleotides long. RefSeq names its product cyclin-D3-2-like. Gene Ontology annotation, cellular component: cyclin-dependent protein kinase holoenzyme complex; cytoplasm; nucleus. Lineage: Eukaryota; Viridiplantae; Streptophyta; Magnoliopsida; Rosales; Rosaceae. Gene Ontology annotation, molecular function: cyclin-dependent protein serine/threonine kinase regulator activity. The coding region runs from base 1234 to 1755 and encodes 173 amino acids. The record is from RefSeq and is a predicted model, not a curated record. Gene Ontology annotation, biological process: mitotic cell cycle phase transition; regulation of cyclin-dependent protein serine/threonine kinase activity. The transcript has a single exon.